Molecule: messenger RNA, 1772 nt
Organism: Lonchura striata (white-rumped munia)
Lineage: Eukaryota; Metazoa; Chordata; Aves; Passeriformes; Estrildidae
Source: RefSeq, a predicted model, not a curated record
UCAAGAGAGUCAUCUCAGAAACCUCCAGUGGUGGUGUGACUGGAAAUGAUGUCAUUAUGCAUUUCUUCCUCUCAACUUUGCCUUUUGGUGGUGUUGGUCACAGCGGGAUGGGCGCCUACCACGGCAGGCACAGCUUCGAGACCUUCUCCCACCGCCGCGCCUGCCUGAUCAAGGACCUGAAGAUGGAGAGCGCCAACAAAAUGCGGUACCCACCGGGCAGCCAGAAGAAGGUGGACUGGGCCAAGUUCUUCCUCCUGAAGCGGUUUAACAAGGCCCGAAUUGGGCUCUUUGUCCUGGCCCUGCUGGGGCUUGUGGCAGCGGUGAUGAUUAAGGUGAUUAACUGAUGAAGAGAGAAGGCACCAUGUGCACAUCAUACUCUGGGUGCUGGCUUUGUGUCUGUUUCUUUAAGCUGGGAAGUCAUUCUUUUCUUUUGUUCUGGGUGAUUUCAGUGAGCUGUCGAGCACACAGAGUAGCCUCAGAGAGGCACUAACCACGAGAAGGCUCAGAUUCCUGUUUACUUAAAAGCCAUGCUGGAACAGAGGGACCAGUGGGGACAAGCUCUCCGAAGGAGGACUGCAGAGCAAGAAAUUCCAGUCCCUACCUCCACCCCAUGCCAUGCAGAGCUUCCAGGGACACACAGUGUCCUGCACCAAACCACUCACCUUCCCUCAGUGACCAAAUUGCAGCAAUCCUUGGGUUGACAGUGAUUUCCCUGCAUUUUUGGGGAUGGUCUGAACACCCACCCUCUUGGUGACAAGCCUGAGACAAGCUGUGCUGCCCGAUGUGUUUGGCCAAGAGUGGUGGCUGUGAAUAAAUCCAGUGAGGUUCCCCUUGCCAUUUAAUUGAGGUGAAACAUUCUCCCAUCUCUGCAAUCCAGAAUCUUCCACAGCUGGUCAGGAGCUGCUUGCUGGGUUCUGUGUUUCAUCCAUGUGCCUUGAACAGUUAUUUAGCAGUUACAAAAUUCCAAAGGUGAUGCCUGUGCUGCCUGUAUUGUGCUGAUGAGUGUCUUGUGCUGGAGCAAAAGAAAUUUCAGGCCUGUUCAGAGAAGUGGGAAUGACAAAUACCUUGUGGAUUAGCCCAGCCCCACACAGCCACUUGCUUUUUCCUUGUGAGAUGGGGAAGAGAAUGGGAAGAAAGUGAGAAAACUUGUAUGUUGAGAUAAAAAUAGUUUAAUAGGUGAAGUGAAAACUGGGCUUGCAGGCAGAUCAAAGCAAAUUAAGGAAUUUGUUCAUCAAUUCCCCUCAUCAGGCAGGUGUUCAGCCACCCCCAGGAGAGCAGGGCAUCAUCAAACCCGGUGGUGACUUUGGAAGACAAAACACCAUAACUCCAAUGUCACAAACCCAAAACAGCACCAUCCUUCUGCAAAGAAACUUAGUGUCUAACAGGAAAAUUAACUUCAUCCCAGCCAAAGCCAGUACAGAGCUGUUCCUGGUCAGAUUCCUCCAAGGGAAAAUAAUUACUGGAAGAGUGUGUGUGCUCCUUCGUGUUCGAGCUUCUCAGGAUUCUGUAAUCUUGCACUGGGGAAUAAUGUGGGGCUUGUUCUAGCUUGGGGGAAGGAUGCUGAAGGAAUUGAAGGUGAAAGAGCCUUAGAACUAUUAAUAUUAAAGCAAAUUGAAAAAUUAUUACUAAAUGCAAUUAAUAUAGAGUAGAAAAUUACAUUUACUGUGCAAUAAGUGGGAUUUCUUCAUGUCUGCUGAAAAUCCAUGUGCUAAGCCUUUUGGACGAUACAUUUUGCAAGGCACUAAAUAAACACUGAGAAUUUAAAUAAUAAA